UUCGAUUAGGUCAUUCUUUCGUGUAAGUGUUGUGCGUGGUUGUUUUGUUUACGUUAUUUUACUCAUUCGUAUUCGUUUGCACAUGUUUCCUUUUCAAUUACCUAUUUACCCCGUCGUUUUUUCGAACUGUAUGUUAAAUUUUAAGUUAAAAAACAGUAUUCAAAUAAAAAAAUAAGAAACAAAAAAAAACAUUAGUAUUCAGAAUAACGUUAUGGUUCGAUUGUCUAGUGAAUUUUCGUUUGAUUGUGUUUUUUAAACAAGUGAUUAAAAGUAUAGUGAACUGUAUUUACUUUGCGAUACUCGAAAAAGGAAAAUACGGACCAUUUUCAGGCUGAUCGUGCGGGGUGAGAACGAUGAUCCUGUGCGCCGCGCUAUUGGUGGAUGCCGUGACGUCAUGACGUAGCGCGGCUGCGAUUGGUCGAGCGCCGCGUGCCGCGCGCUGAUUGGUGAAUGAUGUCAGGACUACAGACGCGGGGGGAUGACCCGAUAAAUGGUGUCGAUGUACGGGAGCAAGGAAGCGCUUUGAGGGUGGCGACGAAUACCCCCCACUUGGUGAGCCUGGGCACGGGCAGGCUGAGCACGGCUGUGACGUUGCAUCCCAUCAAACAAGGCCGAGUGACCAUCGGUUCCGACCCUACCUGCGAUAUAUACGUCGUAGGCACCGGUGUGGCCAGCGUGCACUGUAGAGUGGAGAACUCCCAUGGUGUGGUCACGUUGUACCCAGUCAGUGGGAGCACGCUGCUCGAUGGGUUGCCAGUUGACAAGCCGACUCGCCUGUCGCAGGGUAGCAUGCUAACAAUAGGCAGAUCGAACUAUCUCCGUUUCAACCACCCAGAGGAAGCGAAACUCAUGAAGUCGGUACUGCCGUCCGGCCACGUGUCCAUGGCUCCCAUACAGUUCACACCGAAUGAGCAGUGCUUGCCGGGCUACGUAAACCACGCAGACCCGAACCAAUGUUACCAAAACAGCAUUAGUAAGAUAUACAAGGACAAUUCCCUCUCCCAAUUAGACCAAGAACUAGACGUGACUCUCAAGGAAAUGUCCAGAAAACCACCCGUUCCUAGGAAACCGUAUAAAGAUCUAGAUACAGCUGAGUCUAAUUCCGAUCAGGAAUCUAGACCGAAGAUAGGCAGUAUUAUGGCGAAGGUGUCCAAAUUUGAGUAUUAUGCUAAGCAACAGAAAAUCGGCAGAAGUCAAUUCUACACGAGCAACGAAAACGAGAUAUCUCCAAAGGUUUUUAGUUCCAAUUCUUUAACAGUCAACACUCCAGCCAGAGACGUCCUAGGCGGUAGAAAUAUACCAAACUACAUGAACAAACUAAAAGACCAAAAGAUUAUAGUACUGAACGAAAACAACAGUCUAGACCCGAAAAAUUGCUCCUACGCGAACGUGGCGGUACGAAAAACUAAAAUAGACGACAUAGUCAGAAACUUCGAUGACACCAGAACGGAAAAACUGAAAAAAGUCAACAACGAUCAACAAAGUCGACCAGAUAAUCAUAUCUAUGGCAAAAUUAAUAUAGAUCGACGCGACAAAAAUGAUUCGUUCAAAAAUAACUACAAAAACGAAGAUCCGUAUCAAAAAUACAAGAAUAACGAUGCGUACAGGAAUCAAGAUUAUAAAAACCAGGAACCGCCGAAUAGUUUGCAAAACUCGUAUCAGCAAGACUCAUGUCAGAAAUUACAAGACUCAUACCACAACCAACAGGACUCAUGUCAAAGAUUACAGGACUCGUAUCACAGCGUACAGGACUCAUGUCAAAGGAUGCAAGACUCAUGUCACAGCAUGCAAGACUCGUAUCACAGUGUACAAGAAUCAUGUCAAAGAUUACAGGACUCGUAUCAAAGUCAGCAAGACUCAUGUCAAAGAUUACAAGACCCGUACCAAAACCAGCAAGAUUCAAGUCAAAGAAUGCAAGAUUCGUACCAAAAUGUACAGGAAUCAUGUCAAAGAUUACAGGACUCGUAUCAAACUCAGCAGGAUUUAUGUCAAAGAAUGCAAGACUCAUGUCACAGUAUGCAAAGUUCAUGUCAAAAUGCGCAAGAUUCGUACAGAAGUCUAGAUGUUUCUAGCGAUAUGGAAUAUUCUAGAAACGAAUACGCGAGAAUCGACGUGAAGAAUAUUCUGCCUUCGUCUACGUUUGAUAGGAACCCGCAGUAUUCGCCUGUUUAUACUAAUUAUGGAUACGAUAGGAGUUUUGAUGCGGAGAAUAGACGGAAGCAGGCAUACCAAGACAGACUGAAGGAAGAGGAACAGAAGGAAGCAGAGUCGGCUCGCUUGGAGGAAAUACUUAACAUGUGUGCGGAGUAUGAGAGACAGAUCUCGUCAGGUAUACCAAUCACACCAACAGAAAAGAGGUCGCAUAACAAAAUCAUAACGAACGGUUCCCUCCCGAGGAGCGUGGUGGUGAACAAUCCUAAUUUUGUUCAAACAAGUGAUGGAUAUUAUAAGUUUGAUACUAGUCAAAAUAAACAUAAUGUUAUGAGCCAAUCGUUACCAAUACAAAGAAAUCUCUCGAGCUACGAAAACUUUGAUACGUCGCAAAAUGCAAUGAUAAAUCCGUCCACACCAGAAAUAACUAUUUCAGACAAUAACUACGAAAAUGUCGGAAGAAUGGACGAAAUAGGCAUCCCUGUAUUCGACGAUGUUCAAAGAAACGAUCUCUCUAGUCCAAUAAUGAUAAGAAAACUUCAAAACGGCCCUAAACUUAACUCGCCCAUAGGUAGUCCAUACGAAAAUGUCUAUUUCAAAAAUAACCUAGGUUUCAAACCGAAAUCUCCAAACACACAGAGUCCAAGGACUCGAAUAAAAACGACAUUCGCUCAUAAAAACAUUCCGUCGCCUCAGUAUUUUAUUUUUCCUACGCCUCCGCCUAAAAGUACUAAUCCAUUUGAACAACAAAAUGAAAUAAAUCAAAGUCAAACCAAUGAAGGUAAUGAUAAAACUUGCACUGGUAUUGAAAAACAAUUAAGUCUCGAAGAAGAGAUACCAAUGAUUGAUGAUUCAGAUGUCACCAACGAUAUUGAAUUUAGAUACUCAACAAUAAUAAAAGACGAUACUGAAGAAACCAAUUUGACUAAACACAAAAGCUUUGAUGACGUUAAAAAUGAACUAAUGGCCGAUAUUCCUGAAUUGGAGAAAUUCGAAGAAGACUUAAAACAUAAUAGAGAAAAUGUUAUUAAAAAUAUACGAGAUGAAUUCAAAAAGAUCGAUUUGGAAGCAGAUUCAAUAGAUAGUGUAUUAGAAGAUAAUGUAGAUGAAUUGAAGUCUAAGUAUGAAACACUGAAAGAUGAACGGAAGAAACUAGUGGGAGAAAUACAUGAAAUUAAAUGUAAAAUGACGGAAAUUAGAUCGCAGGAAGACGAUAUAUUGCGAGAGUUGGAAAUGGAAAAAGCUCUCAUCAAAGGGGAAUAUGACUCAGAAAUAGCGAUUUUAAACAUAGAACAGAAGAAAAAAGCAGAGUUAACAGAUAAAGCAAAACAAAUCGAGGAAGAAAUCAAGCAAAUGAAAGAAAGGCAAGAAGCAAGACAGAAUGAGAUGAGAGAUCGCGUGGAAAUCGCUACUAUGAAAGUUGAAAGGAUAGAAAAAGACUUGAAAGACAACUCCGCGACCCUUGAAGAGUUGCAAAAUGCUCAAGACAUUUUAGACAAUGAAACGAAAAUAUACGAAGAUUUGGAGUUCCAGCAUUUGGAAGAAGAAUCUGAACUACUAUCAAACCGAGAAGACGUGCAAAACGAAAUAAUGCUUCUCAGCAAGAAAAUAGACGCUCAAAAAACAAGAAUACUCACACUCAAAUCAGAAGCGAAUAACAAUCUAACAUCAGCGCUCGAAGAAACUAAAGUACUACAAGCUGAAUACGUCAGACUAUUAAAUCAAGUAGAAGAAUUGACAAGCAAAGUUCAAAAUAUAGAAAAAGAUAUUAAACCCAUAGUUUCAAAGCUAAACUAUAUAGAAAGGACUCAAUCACCUGACAGUGCGUUCUACACAGAUCAAACUAGAGCAAAAUCAGGGGAAUUUGGAUAUUCACCAAGUUCAGAUAGCGACGACAAUGACGUAGCAAAACUAUCCAACUUCGAGGAUCACACGAAACAAUUGAAAGACAAAUUCAACUCUAUAGAUCAAAUGUCCCAAUCCAUGAUCGUGGAUAUCGAACGCCGUGUGACAUCUGACGCCAUUGAUCCAAUAGAUGUUGAUGGAAAAAACGAAAGUCCUUCUAAGUCUUCCACUUCGUCGAAAGAGAAGAAAGGAUUUUGGGAGCGCAACUUCGAUUCUCUCAAACGAAAGAAUAAAGAUAAGAAGAAACCGGAAAAAGUCGAUAUAAUGUCGCAGAGUUUGAACGAAAAUAUAUUCUAUAAUGAUAACAUUGAGGUCGAUACUUCGUUGGACAAGUUCAACAGUUUGCGGCAUUCGAAAAAGAAAGAUAAAAAAGAAAACGGUCCAGUCAAAAGUAGCUCAUCAUCAAAGAUACCGACGUUCGCAGCGCUGGGAAAGAUAAUUAAAAAAGAUUCGCUAAAACGGAAAGAUAGUGCAAAUAAGAAUAGUGAAGACAGCGAAAAUAUUAAGAGCCGUUAUGUAAAAAAUUCAAAAUCUAUCCCUUCAGAUAAUAAAUACGUGAAAGCGAAAUCUCUAUCGCCAGAUAAAAAAGAACAAUCCAUUAAAGAAGAGAACGAAGAAGAGUGUAAAAACGUGACGUUUGAGAAAAUAAAAACAGACAAAGAUAAAAAAGUCUUGCACAGAAAGAGUUGUGGGGACGAACCGAGUGUACGAAGUGAGUUUCAAAAAAUAACUGAUAAUGGAAAGAUUCCUUCACAAGAUGAUAUAGAUAGAAUAUCUAAAGUGACAAUGGACGCGCCGAUAUUAUCAAGUGACACGGAUAUGAAUUCGUUGGGCAAGAGAACGUUGGACAGUUUGAUGGAGAUUGAGAGGAAGAGGAUGGAAAUGCUGGAAGAACAAGGUUGUCAAGUUAUAGAAAACGAACGAGAGAAAAUCGAGGCGCUCAAACGCAGAGCGCAGGACGAAACAAAGAAACUAUGGCACGAGCGCAACAGCACCAAAACUCCCGAAAGUGACAGAUACCAGCUGUCAGACGGCCAGAGUGACAGCUGUCAACUGUCAAACAGCCAAGUUGACAGGUGUCAAGUGCCAAACAGCCAAAGUGACCGAUGUCAAGUGUCAAACAGCCAAAGUGACAGGUGUCAAAUGUCGAACAGCGUGUCGCGCGAGUUUGACAGAAGCGACAGUUGCUAUAGCAACGUGCUGGAGGACGUCUCGAAUGAUGACGCUUUCAACGUAACGGGCUCGACGAUGUUUGAAGAGAGUUCCGGAUUUUUGUCAUCGUCCAUUGAAGAGUUGCAAGUACGAAACUCACGAACCGAAUCGACCGAAGACGAGAAACACAGCGAUGACAGCAGACCGCUCAGCCAUGCGUCCGACUUCAGCAGGGAUAAUAUAUUGUCCCUCAGCAACGCGCCGCGUAGAAGCAGACGCGGUACGACUAGCGAAUGGCAGCGGCCGCUUACACGCUAUCUGCCAGUUGAUAGAGACGACUUCGAUCUGCGCACACACGUUGAGUCCGCCGGUCACCAAGUGGAGCUAUGCCCCUACGUGACGGUGAACUCGAGCUCGUGUCGCGGAUACUUGCACAAGCUCGGGGCAAAGUUUCACACGUGGUCCAAAAGGUGGUUCGUUUUCGAUCGCGAAACGAAAACGCUCGUCUACUAUUGGGACAAAACUGAGAAGAAGCCGCGUGGAGGCGCUUACUUUCAGGUCAUAGAAGAAGUAUACCUAGAUCACGGCAACACGUCAAAAUCGCCGAAUCCUCAAACUACGUUCAUUGUUAAAACUCGUCAAAGGCGAUAUUAUUUAAUGGCGCCAUCGGGUGAAGCUGCGAGAAUAUGGAUCGACGUUAUCUUCACAGGAGCCCAAGGUUAUACGGAAUAUCUCGAAUGAUUUGAGGAUGCGAGGUCUUUUGAGGAUGGAAAAUACUUUUGAGGAUGGAAAAACUUUUGAGGAUGAAAAACAUUUUGGGGAUGAAAAAAACAUUUUGAGGAUGGACGAUCUUUUGAGGAUGAGGAUGGAAUUGUAUUUGAGGAUUAUCGGUUCUUAAUGGAUAAUAAUCUUUAUUUGAAGUGGUUUUUCAUGUAAUUUUAGUUUUCAUGUAUACUGAGUAUAUAUAUUUAUUUCUCUAAUGAAAUGUUGCUUGAUAAGCUUUAUGAAUAAUAUUCGUGAUAUAAUAUACUACUAUAUUAUGCAUUAUAUAGAUUUACGUCGAGUUUUGAUAGUGUGAUAUAUAAAAAUAUAUACAAUUAUAUAUGUAUCGUGUUUACCUGAAAUGGUAAUACAUUUUAAUGAUAUUUGUAUUUGCAUGAUCCUACUUUUGUUAGGAGUAACACUAUUCUUAACUUGUAUGGAUAAAAUGUUUAAUAUGAACUAUAUUUUAAAUUUUAUAUGUGUAACAUUUCCUAACUUAAUAUAAUAAUUAUAUAUUAGACCAAAUGUUUAAAAAUAUUAGCUUAUUGUAGCUUGGUUUGUGAUUACCGCGCGGUAAAAUAACAGUAUUUUUGUAUUUAUUCAAUUAUAUUAUGGAAUUGAGGUUACAAUUAUGGACAAUAAAUGUGCCAAUUCUUAUUAUACUAGAUAAAUAUUACGGCAGCUAUUUUUAAUCUUUAAUCGGUGUAUGUGCCUUUUUUAAGACUGAAGUUUUCAAAUUUUAUUAUAACCAUAUUAUAUAAAAAUUCAUAUACAUAGUCAAUUAAUGUACAAUUAUUAUAUAUUUACCAUUUAUGUAAUCGCAUGAAAAUUAUAUGCACGCUUAGUAAUGUUACCAUGUUAAGGAAUAAAAUUUUUAAUCUGGCAACUUUACAUUGCCGUUGAGAAUCGAAUAUAUAUUUUAACAGAUAUUAAUCGCUUCCUGUUAAUAUGAAUUUAGCUUGAACAUUUUAGUUGUAAUAAAAUUCUCAUAAUAUAUUGAAAUGUCAAAUUAUUUACCAUACCUCGGGAGCUAGAAUUAUUUGCAUUUUUAAUUAUAAGUACAAACUAUUGUCAUUGCGAAAGAUACCAGUGUAAAAAAAUAAUUUUAAGAGCUUGCAACAUUGUACUUUAAGUUAUGGCUGAUACCAAUUACUAUUUUAGUUGUAAGGUCACACUGUCUUAACAAAUGUAUUAAUAAAGCAUUUUCAAACAUU
Messenger RNA from Colias croceus (clouded yellow), 7184 nucleotides. RefSeq lists its product as uncharacterized. Bases 451 to 5949 code for a protein of 1832 amino acids. The transcript has 21 exons. NCBI's taxonomy places the organism in Eukaryota, Metazoa, Arthropoda, Insecta, Lepidoptera, Pieridae. Gene Ontology annotation, molecular function: protein binding. The record is from RefSeq and is a predicted model, not a curated record.